Molecule: messenger RNA, 1498 nt
Organism: Lagopus muta (rock ptarmigan)
Lineage: Eukaryota; Metazoa; Chordata; Aves; Galliformes; Phasianidae
Gene: SS18L2
Product: SS18 like 2
Exons: 3
Coding region: 44-277 (77 amino acids)
Biological process (GO): positive regulation of transcription by RNA polymerase II
Cellular component (GO): nucleus
Molecular function (GO): transcription coactivator activity
Source: RefSeq, a predicted model, not a curated record
GGCGGCGCUUCCCUCAGCGCAGGCGCGGGGCGGCGGCGGCGGAAUGUCGGUGGUGUUCGUGCCGGAGCGGCUGCGCGGCAAGGCGGAGGUGAACCAGGAGACGCUGCAGCGGCUGCUGGAGGAGAACGACCAGCUGAUCCGCUGCAUCGUGGAGUACCAGAGCAAGGGCCGCGCCACCGACUGCGUGCAGUACCAGCAUAUCCUGCACAGAAACCUCAUUUAUUUAGCCACAAUUGCAGAUGCGACGCCACCCAGCGCGCAGAAGACUACAGAGUGACUGCAUGUACCCGGCUGCAGGCUGCCCUGCUUUACAGAGAAAGGCUUUAGUUUACAUUGCCACUGUGGGAGGGAGAAAGUGUAGUCACACAAGGCAGGUAAAGAGCCAUCCCACUAUGUUAAAAUGUGAAUUCUAAUAUUGGAAUAGCUUCUUUCUUCCUAUUAAGUAGAACUUAGGGGAGAGGAUUACCAAGCUUUCAGCUCUGGAAAACCUCAGUGUUGUGUGUUUCUGAAAAUAGCUCAGUUGUCAGGACACCACCACUGCUGCCUUGGGAAGAUUGUGGCAGCCUUAGUGAGUUUCAUGACUGAGAUUGUGUAACAGGACGACACCAGUGGGCAGGUGGGAAAGUAGAAAUGAUGAGACAGAUGUUGCACAGACUAUUGUGUACACUGUAUCAUAAAAAUUGUGCUAAUAAAUUGAAGAUGUGCUUUGUAAAGCAAUAGUUUCUGGAUUAAUGUAACAAGUUAACAGAGGAACACCUUGGCGUUUACUGCAAAAGGACUUGAAUUUCAGAAUUCUAGGAAGGAGCUUUUAAGUUAUGCAACUGUCAAGUUCACUAAGAGGGCUGAUGUUAACCCCUCUCGCACCAAGAUUUUCAUUUUUGCUUGGAAUGUUCUGCCCUACAGAUUCUGUAAACAAGUAACUUCUUGCAUUAUCAGCAAGGCCUCACGUGCACCUUGGGUAAUUGUCAGCCUUUCAUCUGUCUGCCUCUAUACUCUUACCUACCGAGAGCACAGCUUAUUUUACUAUUAUAUACAUAUUUUUACACCUGAUUGUGCAUUUCAGUGAUGCAAUUAGCAUAAGCUAAACAAGCCUCAGUAAUUAGUUCUCCCCUCCUCAUCAUUCUCCCCCCUUCCCCCCUCCCAAAAAAAAGUUUUCACUCACUCCCAUUCAAAUCAUUUACUUGUCUAAAAAUUCACAUUACUUAUUUAUGGCAAUGCUCAUCUGCACUAAUAGUCCAAAGAUACUGUUAAGGCAUUUUCUCUUAUGAAAGAGUAUCUUUUAAGAUGCUUCAGGUUGUAUGGUGUAUUAAGUUCAGUUUUAUAUCAUGUAAGUAGGCAGCUAACAACUUUCAAACUGUUAAAUAAUCCUAUGUUAAUGAAGGUAUUUGAUUACAAACCAAAAUUACAAUUUUAGAUGCUGCUCAUUUUCAGUAAGGUGCAUAUUCUAAACAGGUAUGACCUAUUAAAUGUAUAUCUUUAAUAAAGCUAAUAUUUUACU